Messenger RNA from Drosophila serrata, 1068 nucleotides. RefSeq lists its product as uncharacterized. The record is from RefSeq and is a predicted model, not a curated record. Lineage: Eukaryota; Metazoa; Arthropoda; Insecta; Diptera; Drosophilidae.
AGUAGGUUAGUUAUUUAACUUCAACUAUUUAUUGAAUUCAUUAUUAAUUUCCACAUUUUCCACACGAAUCCGCCUCACCCCGUUAUUGUUUUUAUAGGCACGCAAGUUCUAGUACAGACCAAUAAAAAUUUCUGAAAAACAUGUUUAAAAACAUUAGUUUUCUGUUCCUUUUUGCAAUGGCCCUGUUUUCCUGGGCUGUGCUCUGUCUCCAGCAUGCGGUUGAGAUCCAGAAACGUUCUACCUCCGAUUAUCGUGUGGAAUUCUACACAGAGCGUCCCGGGAUUACGUUUGAGCCGCAUGUGUUCCACAACCCCUCGGGAACCUUGAGCGGCGCAUUCGAUUUCACGAUGAGCUUCUGGGUUAUACUCGCACUGACCUUUGGCCUUUCCAAGCUCGCUCUUCUGGCCGAGAGGCAGGCCAAGUAUUACCUCAAGAGCCGCCAAGCGUUGAAUCUCAACCGAGAUCCUGCAGCGGAGCAGAAGCUACCGCCUUCACAACAGAAAGAAGAAACUAAGGACCCGGCGGCGAUGGAGGAGAAUACAGCUCUGGGAGAGCAGCUGAGCGUUCUUCAAACCCACUGCUUGGAGAUGCGGGAGUUGCUGCACGACCUGAGAGUGAGCAAGAGCUGCAGUAGCCAGGAAAGUGUUGAAUUCGGAGAUGAGGUCGCAGUGGAGCACUCCGAUGAACCCAUGAUGGCUAGGAAGGGAAGCUCCACGGCUGAAUCGGAGUCCGCAUCAAUGCAGAUACUUUACAGGAAUCCUGAGUCUUUUACGCUGAUGACCGGCUCCUCGCAACACAGCCAGAACAUCUAUAUCACGAAUAGCCACAUCCACAUCGGAGGGCCCGUUUUCUGCUCGGAUACCAACUUUAGCAUGGAGCUCUGCAGGCAGGCGUCCAUGUACUCUCGGAAGCAGAGCGAGUUCCUCCAAGUGUGGGGAAAAUACAUCACGGGCCCCAAGGAAGGCCCCAUGAUUGCGGCAAUGCAUUGCAACGACGUGCUUUUGUAAUGAGUGUCAAAAUUGACCUGAGUACGCUUAUUAAACAUUAUUGGGAGUUAAUUUAAAAUUA